Lodderomyces elongisporus is the source of this 3864-nucleotide messenger RNA. It is a transcript of the gene SLA1, whose product is annotated as cytoskeletal protein-binding protein. The transcript is spliced from 2 exons. Gene Ontology annotation, molecular function: protein-macromolecule adaptor activity; cytoskeletal protein binding; identical protein binding. NCBI's taxonomy places the organism in Eukaryota, Fungi, Ascomycota, Pichiomycetes, Serinales, Debaryomycetaceae. The record is from RefSeq and is a predicted model, not a curated record. Bases 1 to 3864 code for a protein of 1287 amino acids.
AUGUCGUCUCUAUACAUAGGUGUCUAUAAGGCACUAUUUGACUACGAUGCACAAGCUGAUGAAGAAUUGUCAAUCCGAGAGGGUGACUUAUUGUAUUUAUUGGAGAAGUCCGAUAUCGACGAAUGGUGGAAAGUGAAAAAAAGAGUUAUUGCCACGGGAGACGAAGUUGUUGACGAGCCUUCGGGGUUGGUCCCAUCAAAUUAUAUUGAAAGCGCUCCAAUAAUUCAACAAGCAACUGCAUUAUACGACUAUGAUAAGCAAACUGAGGAAGAAUUGUCAUUUCAAGAAAAUGCAGUGUUUAAUGUUUAUGAUCUAAACGAUCCUGAUUGGAUACUAGUCAGCGAUGCAACUCAGAAGGAAUUUGGUUUUAUCCCCUCGAAUUACAUCCAGCUCGGUCAGGGUGUUGGUGCAUCCUCUUCAUCGAAUCAACUAGAUGAUCAAUCUCAACCUCAAGGAGCAAGUACAUACAAUGAACCUCUGCAAGACCAUACUUACCAGCAACAACAGCAUCAACAGCAUCAACAGCAACAACAGCAACCUCCGCUGCACAUCCAGCUUCCUCCUGCUUCAAGCUUCCCACCACCUCCCACACACAUUAGUAGAUCUGCUGAGCCUGAAAUUCCUCCGCCAACACCACAAAAAGAUUAUCCUCGGCAAUUGGAGGCUCAAAGUCCUUUGCGUCAACAAAGACAAAGCUAUGGUGCACAUCAGGGUAGAGGAGGAGGAGGAGAAGAAAACGAAGGAAACGAAGAAAAAGAAAGAAAAUACAGAGGCAACAACUAUAACAGUGGUGGUUAUAAUAAUAAUGGUGGUGACUAUGAUGAAGGUGAUACUCCUCCUCCCCCCAUGCCUACUCGUCCUUCAGAACCGGAGGUAUCCGUGGGAAGCUCGAGUCAAAACUAUGAGAGGGAGCAAGACGUCAAUGAGGGAGCAUCGAAAGACCAUACUUAUGACGGUGAAUUCUUCACUUGGUACAUUGAUGAAGUGGAUGGCCGUAAAAAGAGACCAGUUAAAUUAUCGAUUGGUCAAAACUUGAUUAUCCUCAAACCAAACAUUACCAAUCCUAAAAAAUUAAGGUUGAAAUCUGCAUCACACUUGGACAAUGAAUGGAGAAUUAAGGAUUUGAAAAGUUUUAGUAGUGAGAAGAAGCAUCUUUUUUUGGAGUUAAAAAACCCCACCGAGUCAAUCGAGUUGCAUACAGGAACAAAGGAUGUUGCAGAUGCGAUAACUGCAAUACUUGGGGAUUUGAAAGGAGCAGAGGAAGCAAGAGGUUUACGCGAAGUCGAGAAAGCAUCACAAGCUAGAACUGGAGGCUCCAACAAAAAGAUCGGACGUCUACUUUAUGACUUUAAGGCUCAAGGAGAUGAUGAGCUCAACUGUAGGGAGGGUGACGAAGUUUAUAUCAUUGACGAGUCAAAAUCCAGAGAUUGGUGGAUGGUGCAAAACACUGAAACCAGAGGUCAAGGUGUUGUACCGUCGUCUUAUAUUGAGAUCAUAAGCACGUCCAACCUUGAUAAAUUGACUGAUGGUCCUCAAAGAAGAAAAUCCACAAAGGGUAAAGUGGUUAGUAGCAAGGACAGGCACCGCCAAAGAAAUAGAGAAGAGCGUGAAAGAGUUCGAGAGCAUGACAGAUCACAAAGAGAAAGACAAUCAAAGUCUCAUAGUGAGAGUGAUAAGUCUAUGCCGAACUAUCACAGGGUAAGAACGUGGAUAGAUAGUUCUGGUACAUUUAAAGUCGAGGCAGAAUUUUUGGGCUUUGUUGAAGGAAAAGUACACUUGCACAAGACAAAUGGCGUGAAAAUAGCUGUUGCCGCAGAGAAGCUAUCAUUGGAAGAUUUGGAGUACGUGGAGAAAAUCACCGGAAACUCUUUGGAGAGCUACAAAGAAAUGGUCCAAAGACAAAUGGAAAAAAGAGCUAGAUCCAAGUCCAAAUCAGGUGCAACCUCGGCUGCACCAUCACAGCAACAUUCUGGUCCUAGCUCUAGACAAUCAGCAACUGCUGCUAUCAAUGAUAUUCCCCCACCUCAGCCAUCUCGUCCAAAAUCAACAACUCGAGCACCAAGUAAUGGAACACCAGCAUAUGAUUGGUUUGAUUUCUUCCUUGAAUGUGGUGUUGAUGUCGGAAAUUGUCAACGUUACACAUUAAAUUUUGAGCGUGAACAAAUGGACGAGAAUAUCUUGGAAGAUAUCUCACCUUCGUUGUUGAGGACCUUGGGGUUGAGAGAGGGUGAUAUAAUACGUGUUAUGAAGCACUUGGACACUAAAUUUAAUAGGAAAAGAUCAGUUGAGCCUCCUGAGCAAUUGCUGCAACAACAACUGCAACAAAAAAGUGGCAGCUUGUUUGUGGAUAGCAGCGGUGCAUUGAAGAAUAAUUCCUCUACGGAGGUUUUCAAGGUUUCGAAAGAUGCAUUGCCAUCUCCAGUCAAGGCUCAGCAAACAAUCAAUUCGCCAGGUGAAAGUUCAUCAAAGAUUGAAGACGAUGCAUGGGCAAUGAAACCUGCAGCAAGAUCAAACGAAAACCUUCUCAAACCAUCGCCGCAGCCACAGACUCAACAACAGACCCAGCCUCAAACUCCACAAUACACUGGUUCCUUGUCGGACCUUGUCAACAUAAAGCCAAGGGAGAACAAAGUGGAACCUCAAUCUACAAUUCAAGCUCAGAAUCAAAAUCAAACCCAAACCCAAACUCCAUCUUUGCCACCACUUCAACCAACCAAGACAGCCAGCAAUGUUUCAGCACAUACGGGAGGCACUUUGGUUCCUGCCCAACGUACCGGUGGUUUUGUACCAAUUCAACGUACAGGUGCAGGAAUUGUAGCAGCGCCCACAGGUGGGUUCUUGCCGGCUCAGCCAACUGGAUUUAUACCGAUUACUGCUCAGCCUACAGGUUUUGUUCCAAUUCAACAAACUGGUAUGCUUCAGCCACAAAUUACUAUUGGUAUUUUACCUUUACAGCCUGCUCCAACCAAUCAGCAAAGAACAGGCAGUGCCCCACCAAUGACGACGUUUGGUUCUUCUUCGCAAUUCCAGCCUGGUUUUGUGCCAUUGCAAACUGGUAACUUGACAAUGCCUCAAACAAGUUUUGGUACUCAACAGCAAAAUACUGGUGGAAUACCUUUUACAUCUUUCAAUCAAAAUAUUAAUGCGACUACAGGUAAUAUGCCUCAAACAUCAUUUGGUCAAAAUCCAUUAGUGCCAGCACAAAGAACUGGCGGAACACAGAUCACGGGCGGAUUCGUCCCACAAUCCAACUUUGGUAAACAAAUAACUGGUGGAUUCAUGAAUACGAACAACACAUUCGGACAACAGCAACCAACUGGAGGAGCUUUUCCAUCAACUACUUUUGGACAGCAACAGCAACAACCAACUGGCGGAGCUUUUUCACUAACUACUUUUGGGCAGCCACAGCAACAACCAACUGGCGGAGCUUUCCCACCAACUACUUUUGGAACUCAAUUUACAGGCGGAACAGCACCGUUUGGACAAUCAGCUUUUAAUCAAAGCACUGGUCAUAUCCCCUCAACUUCUUUUGGGCAACCAUUCUCCCAGCCCAAUUUCCCUCUGUACCUGCAACCGAACGUUAAUCAAUUUGGCCAACAGCAACAACCACCACCACCACCACAACAACAACAACCUAAUAUGAACCAAAUGACGAACAUGUUUCAAAACACGUCGAUUGGUGCGCCACAAGGACAAAUGCCUACAACAAGCUUUGGUCAAUCUCAAUUCGAAGGCUUCAAUUCUCAGCCAUUGCAGUCUCAACCAACUGGAAUGGGAUUUGGUAAUGCGCCUUUGCAAUCUCAACAAACUGGUAGAAGAGCAAACCUUGCAGCAGCAACGCCAGAUAAUCCAUUCGGAUUUUAG